AACUAGUUUUCUCAUACAAUAUGAAACCCUAAAAUCAAUUUUGUCACGGUACACUCUCGCCCUUUCUUAUACAAUCGGAAGCCCUAAUAUUUGUUCCCAUCCUUCUCCUUCUUUUUUCCACAUUUCUGGAAUAAACUGAGUGGAAUUAGUGAUUACUGUCUAAAACCUUAGGAAAACUCCCAAACCCGUGUUGCAUUGGCGAGAACCUUAAUAGGUCUAAAAUUCAGUCCUUCGAAAUCAAGUUCUUCAACUGGAAAUUUGAGAAGCUCAAACCCGCUGCCGAGGAGGUCGAGCACGUGGUGGCGCUAAUGCUUCUCCUGUGAAGGUCAAAUACAGUGUUGUGAUUGUCCUAAAGGUAUUUCCAAUCUUGUUAAAUUUGGCAUGCAGGCAGAUUCCAUAUAUUUAAUGAUCGCAACUGUGUUUAAUGGAGGUUGUUGUCCUUGUUGCUUUGAUCACGUUCAGAGUUAUUGGGUUCCUUUCCUACACUUCAGAUUCCAAAACUGUGUUUAAUUGAAACUUUGAAUUGUUUAAAUUUCUUGUGUUUAUGUUAACAUCAUGGCUAACAAUUGCAACUCCUCCUCCAAAACCCAACCCCCUUAUGCUCCUAGUCCUAACCAUCAAAAUUUCUUACAAAACAAUGGUGUGGGCAUGACACCCCAGCCCCAGUUUUGUUCUGGCAACCACCAAAGCCAAAGCUUGUUGCCCCCUUUUAUGCAGCCAAUACUCAUGAAUGCAGCACCUUUUAUGAAUGCUGCAAAUCACAAUCAUUUUCCCUUGCAAAAUAAUCAGAUGCAUCUGCCUCAAAUGGGUAUGCCUGGUCAUCAACAGGGUCAACCCCUUGUGGGGGGUUUAGGUCCCCAAAAUAGUGGUGGCAAUCCCAAUUACAGCAAUUCAAUGUAUCCUGUUCAGGGACAAGUCAUGCAGAAUGCAGCUCAACUCAAUUUGUCUCAAUUACAGAGACAAAUGUUGGCACAGAGUAUUUUGAAUAUGCUUCAGCCGUCUCAUAUGAACAUUAGUAUGCCAAACGGCCAAUUUUGUGCCCCUUAUCCUGUUCAGAAUAUGAAUCAACAGUUACCUACACAAAUGCCAAGCCCUUCUCAAGGGAUUCCUCAUGGCAUGCAUCCUGGUUCCUGCCCCAUGUUUGGGUUUCCAAACCAACGGCCUCAGGCUAUGGUCCCUCAGAAUUCUUUAUUUUCAGCAAGUCCACAGUUAGGCUUUGAGCCUGGAGGGCAGGUCCGGCUGCAGAUUGAUCCGAACAUUGAUCCGAACGAGAAAAACCUUGCACCACCAAACGUGAAUGCAAAUGCUUUGGUAUCACGGUUGCCUUUUUCAUCUCAGCAGUUACAAGGGAAUACUUCUGGGUCACUUAAUUCUAAUUUGGCUCAUACAAGUAACUCUCAACCUCCUGCGUUUUUGAAGUCACACUCGCAGGAGAAUCCUUAUGGCAAUAUUAAAACUAAUGUUCCAAAUACCAACUGGAAUGGAUCACCCAGCAAAAACUUCAAAAAUAGACCAAAACGAGGAGGGUUUAAAGGAGGAUUCCAGAAGUCUAAAUUUCAUGAUGCCAACAAUGGGAGAACUGGGUUUCCUAAAGAUCAUAAUGGAAGAGCAGGCCCUUACAGUGGGAGGGCAGGACAGGAUAGAUUAAGAUCAAAGGAACUUAAGCAGCAACCAGAAAGAUUUUUCUCUGUGACUUACACUGAGCAAGAAAUCCAACAAUGGCGUGAAGCACGGAAAAAUAAUCAUCCUUGUAACCACUUGCAGAAGAGGCACAGUGAAUGCCCGAUGGACUCCAAGGUUAUUAACAGGGAGGUCUUACAAAGAGAGCUUAAGGAGGUUUUAGCAAAGCAAGCUGAAUUGGGAAUCGAAGUUGCUGAAAUACCAUCACACUACCUUAAGAAUUCUGAAAAUCGAGGUCUUCAAAAUGAAGGGAAAAACAAAUUUAGUGACAAAAGAAAGUUCCAAAACAAGUUCAACGAGAAAUUAGACAGAAAAGGUCGGUUCGGCAAGAGGCAAAAGUUUGCUAACAACAUUUCAGAAAGCCCUUUGUCAAAGAAGAGGAAGCCAACUUUAUUGCAGAAACUCUUGAGUGCAGAUAUAAGUAAAGAUAAGAGCCACCUGUUUCAGGUUUUCAGGUUCAUGGUAAUAAAUUCUUUCUUCAAACAUUGUCCUGACAAGCCCCUUAGAUAUCCAUCAGUCAUGGUUAAAGAGAACGGGUCUGAAGUUGACACUGAAAAAGAUGUUUCUAAACGUGGGAACGAGGGAGCUGUUAAAAAAAUUGUUAGCCUAAAUAAUGAUGACGAUCAUAAUAGUGAAGACGAAGACAGUGAUGUUGAUGAGAAUGACUCUAUUGUGCAUAAUCAUCCACACGAAGAACUUUUUUCCUUGGUUAAAGAAGAGCAAUUUGAGAAAUCUGAUGAAGAGGAGGGAGAAAUUUUAGAAUGAAAUUCCUAGGUUGGUGCUCCACUUUUUUGCAGCAAAGUUUUGAAUACUGUAGUGGUAACAAUUUUUGUUUAGUCAUUUGUUUCCCUUGUGGUUUCACCAUCAUGCAUAAUGUUACAGUCAAUGUAUUUUUGCAGCAAAGGUUUCUGAAUACUAGUAUUACACAAUAUAUUUGCGCAC
Messenger RNA from Vigna angularis (adzuki bean), 2622 nucleotides. RefSeq lists its product as uncharacterized. Gene Ontology annotation, cellular component: nucleus. The transcript has 8 exons. The coding region runs from base 556 to 2445 and encodes 629 amino acids. Gene Ontology annotation, molecular function: RNA binding. The record is from RefSeq and is a predicted model, not a curated record. Gene Ontology annotation, biological process: box C/D snoRNP assembly. NCBI's taxonomy places the organism in Eukaryota, Viridiplantae, Streptophyta, Magnoliopsida, Fabales, Fabaceae.